AUGUCGAAAUGGAGGAAGUUUCAAACAGUUGUCAAAGUCUUCAGUAGCAGCACGUUGUUCCUCACAGCUUGCGGAGUUCUUACCGGAAACGAAACUGCGUUCAAAUGUUUUGUUUUUCCCAUAAAUCGUCAUUUGUCGCCCGAGAUUUCGCAGAAAUUAGCACUUUAUUGCUGUAAAUUUAACAUUUUUCAAAAAGAAAAUUUGAAAGAUGAUAAAAAAUUGCAAGUUAAACUCUUGAAUUUUGAACUAAGUAACCCUCUUGGCAUGGCAGCUGGCUUCGAUAAGAACGGAGAAGUCGCCGAUAAGUUGUUGGAAUUGGGAUUUGGGUUCGUUGAAGUAGGAUCUGUGACUCCAAUGGCUCAAAAAGGGAACCAAAAGCCGAGAAUUUUCAGAUUAAACGAAGACAAAGCGAUCGUUCAUCGAUGUGGCAAGGACAACGAAGGUCAGGAUGUCAUUUUUGAACGUUUGAAAGAAAUCAGAGACGAAAAUCGAGCAAAAGGAUUGAUCGGAGUCAAUUUAGGAAGCAAUAAAAUAACCCAAGAUCCCAUUGAAGACUACGUCAAAGGCGUUAAAAAAUUCGCUUUUAUCGCAGAUUAUCUCGUAAUUGACGCCCGAAUCAAAAAUUCACCCGGAUUACGAGAUAUUCACGACACAAAAUCCUUAAAAAAUCUCUUAAAAUCCACAAUUUCCGCUCGAAAUGAAAUUUCAGAAGAAAAAUCGCCUCCAAUCUUCCUCAAAUUGACUCCCGAUAUCACGCGACAAGAAUUACGAGAAAUAAUUGAACUCAUCAAACUCGAAGAUUGCAAAGUUGAUGGAUUAAUAAUUUGUAAUUCAACCAUUUAUCGUGAUCCUCGUUUGAAAUCUCGUUAUGCGGAGGAAUGUGGCGUCAUUAGCGGACUUCCGUUGAAAGAAAUUUCAACAAAAAUGAUCGCUGAAGUCUAUCAUCUUACAGAAGGAAAAAUCCCGAUAAUUGGCGUUGGAGGAAUUUUUACGGGAAAAGAUGCUUUUGAUAAAAUUACAGCAGGAGCGACUGUGGUUCAGAUUUAUACUUCGUUUGCCUUUCAUGGACCUUUUAUAAUUCCGAAGAUAAAAAAGCAACUUUUGGAUUACAUGGAAAUUAAUGGAUUCAAGACAGUGAAUGAAGCCGUUGGAAGUCGAAAGGAACAUUUUUUGUAG
Molecule: messenger RNA, 1176 nt
Organism: Culicoides brevitarsis
Lineage: Eukaryota; Metazoa; Arthropoda; Insecta; Diptera; Ceratopogonidae
Product: dihydroorotate dehydrogenase (quinone), mitochondrial-like
Exons: 2
Coding region: 1-1176 (391 amino acids)
Biological process (GO): pyrimidine ribonucleotide biosynthetic process; 'de novo' pyrimidine nucleobase biosynthetic process
Cellular component (GO): cytoplasm; mitochondrial inner membrane
Molecular function (GO): dihydroorotate dehydrogenase activity
Source: RefSeq, a predicted model, not a curated record